GGCGCGGAGCGGGGAAGGGGCGUGGCCUGGGCGCCUUCCUGCCCCGGGAGUCGCGGAGAGCGCCCAGCAUGGCGCAGUGGCAGGAGGUGCAGAACCUGGCCAACACCCACCUGGAGCAGGUGCACCAGCUGUACGCCGCCGCCGCGCUGCCCAUGGCGGUGCGGCAGUGCCUGGCCGCCUGGAUCGAGGACCAGGACUGGCUGCAGGCGACGGAGCCGCUCUCGUCCCACGCCCGGAUGCUCUUCCACUCCUUGCUGGCGCUGCUGGACGAGCGCCUGGGCAGCCUGGGGCUGGGCGACGAGGACUUCAUGCUGAAGCACAACCUGCGCAAGGCGCGCCGGGACCUCCAGGCUGCUUUUGAGGAGUGCCCGGAGAGCUUCGCCAACCUGGUGGCCAACCUGCUGCAGGAGGAGCAGCGGAUCCUGCGCCUGGGGCAGGCGGGGGGGCAGGGGGAGGCCGCCCCGGCGCCCAGCACACCCCCGAAGAGUGACCGGGAGCAGGAGAUCCAGCGGCGCCUGGCUGAGUUCCACACAGCCCUACAGGAGGCCGAGCGCGCCUUCCGGCACCUGGAGGACCUGCAGGAUGCCUUUGACUUCUGCUACAAGGUGCACUACCUGCCAGGCCAGGACCAGACUAACGACCCUGAGUACAUCCGGCAGGUCCAAUCCCUCCAGGCCAAGCUGCAGAACCUGGACCGGCAGCGGCGGGAGGUGGUGGCGCAGAUGCAGCAGCUCCUGGGGCGCAGCGAGACCCUGCGGGACUUCCUGCAGCAGGAGCUGAAGGCCUGGCAGGAGCGGCAGCAGCGCAGCUGCCUGGGGGCCCCCGUGGACACCCGCCUGCACCAGCUGGAGGCCUGGUUCACGGCGCUGGGCGAGGGGCUCUUCCAGCUGCUGCAGCUGCUGCGGGCGCUGGGAGAGCUGCAGCAGAAGGUGACCUAUGAGCGGGACCCGCUGCAGGCAGAGACGCCCCUCCUGGAGACGCGGCUGCGGGAGCAGCUCACCUGCCUGCUGCAGAGCGCCUUCGUGGUGGAGCAGCAGCCCAGCAUGCCCAACACACCCAAGCGGCCGCUGGUGCUGCGCACGGCCAGCAAGUUCUGCACCCGCGCCCGCCUGCUGGUCCGCCUGCACGACCGCAACCACCGCAUGGAGGCCACGAUCCACAUCGACAGGGACCCUCCGAAGACACGAGGGUUUCGCAAGUUCAACAUCCUGACUUCAAGCAGCAAAACCCUCCUGGCCGGCGACAGCCCCCGGGAGGGGCUGAUCUGCGACUUCCAGUACCUUACGCUGAAGGAGCAGAAGAUCAGCGGGUCGGGCAAGGGCAGCAAAGGCUCCAAUGAGGGUCCCCUGGCCGUGACAGAGGAGCUGCAUCUCAUCACCUUCACGCUGGCGUACGCGUACUGCGGGCUGGAGAUGCAGCUGGAGACCUCCACCCUGCCCUUCGUCAUCAUCUCCAACAGCAACAACCAGCUCUCCAGCGCCUGGGCCUCCAUCCUUUGGUUCAACAUGCUUAGCCCCAACCCCAAGGACCAGCAGUUCUUUGCCACGCCGCCCCCAGCGCCCUGGCCCCGGCUGGCCGAGGUGCUGAGCUGGCAGUUCGAGAGCGUGGCCGAGCGGGGCCUGAGCCGGGAGCAUCUCCACAUGCUGGCCGAGAAGCUCCUCGGCUCGAAGCCGUCUCCAGAGAGCGUCCUGUCCUGGUCCAAGUUCUCCAAGGACGGUGCCGCCGGCUUCUCCUUCUGGGCCUGGCUGGAUGGGAUCCUGGGCCUGCUCCAGGAGCACCUCAAGAAGCUCUGGAAGGACGGCCUCAUCCUGGGCUUCGUGAGCCGCAAGCAAGAGAAGAAGCUGCUGAAGGGGAAGCGGACGGGGACGUUCCUGAUUCGCUUCAGUGAGAGCGUCCUGGGGGGGGUCACCUUCACCUGGGUGGAGCAUCCUGAGAGCGGGCGCCCUGCCUUCCGGGCCGUGGUUCCCUACACCACCGUCGAGCUGGCUUCCCUGGCGCUGCCCGACAUCAUCCGCGACUACCAGCUGCUGGCCGAGGAGAACAUCCCCGAGAACCCACUCCUGUUCCUGUACCCCGACACCCCCCGUGACGAAGCCUUCAGUCCCUACUACAGCCAGCGGCAGGAGGGGAGCCUGACGGAGAAGAAGGAAUACCUGAACCAGCGCCUCAUCCGCGUGUCCUCCAGGCAGGCCAACGAGUCAUGGCAGACAGAAGAGGAGUUGGUAGUUGCCACAGAAAACCUGGAGACGCUGCAGCUGCAGCCCAGCGGGUUGGGAUCACUGCAACCCACCAGCCCCGGGACAGUGCCGGUGGUGGCCGGGAGCCCAGGAACACUGCAGCCCGUGAGCCCAGGGACACUGCAGGUGGUGGCCGGGAGCCCAGGGAUGCAGCAGCCCCUGGGACCAGGAACACUGCAGCCCGUGAGCCCAGGGACACUGCAGGUGGUGGCCGGGAGCCCAGGGAUGCAGCAGCCCCUGGGACCAGGAACACUGCAGCCCGUGAGCCCAGGGGUGCUGCAGGUGGUGGCCGGGAGCCCGGGGACGCAACACCCCAUGGGACCAGGGAUGCUGCAGCCAGGGUCCCGGGGCCCAGAGACACCACCGCUGGUGCAAGUGGGCCCAGGGGGCUUGGAGAUGCUGCAGGCAGGGACCGGGGCGCAGGAGCCGCAGCUGGUGCUGCAGCUCAUCCCUGAGGGCCAGGGGACGCUGCAGGUGGGGCCAGGGGGCUUAGGGACGCUGCAGGUGCUGCCCGGGGGUACAGGGAUGCUGCAGCAAGGGGGUGCUGGGGACCGAGGGACGCAGCAAGUGGCAGCCAGGGCCAUGGAGCCACAGAUGCUGUUGCAGCUCAUCCCCAAGGGCCAGGGGAUGCUACAGGUGGGAGCAGGGGACUUGGGGACUCUGCAGGUGCUGCCCGGGGUGGUGGGGACGCUGCAGUCAGCGCCCAGGACCACGGGGGUGCUGCAACAAGUGGGAGCUGGGGACCAGGGACUGCUGCAGCCAGGCCCUGGCACUGCGGAGCCACUGCCAGUCACAGAUGAUCAGGGGCUGCUGCCAGCGGGGCUGGGGGACCUGGGGCCGGUGCUUCAGGGCCAGGACAUGCAGGAGCUGCUGCAGUUCCUGGAGCAAGACCUGGAGCCGGGCACGGGGACACUGGAGACGCUGGAGGCAGCGGAGCUGAUGCCUAACAUGGACAGCGGGCUGGGGCAGAUGGACGCCAGGUUGGGGGGCAGUGCUGCGCUCCUGGACCCCCGCGACCCCUUCCUGCCACAGCCCGAGGACACAGCCCUGCCUGCCACCAGCUCCCUCUUCACCGUGGACACCGACUUUCCCCCGCUCCACAUCGAUGCCAGUGAUUUCCAGUGACUUGCCCCCCCCAGCUCCCCCUGUAAAUAAACCCUUUUCCCCCCAGCUGACCCUGGUGCUUCGUGGGGCAGCCCUGGGUUCAGCCCCG
Messenger RNA from Cygnus atratus (black swan), 3450 nucleotides. RefSeq names its product signal transducer and activator of transcription 2 (gene STAT2). NCBI's taxonomy places the organism in Eukaryota, Metazoa, Chordata, Aves, Anseriformes, Anatidae. The coding region runs from base 69 to 3362 and encodes 1097 amino acids. The record is from RefSeq and is a predicted model, not a curated record. The transcript is spliced from 23 exons. Gene Ontology annotation, biological process: cell surface receptor signaling pathway via JAK-STAT; regulation of transcription by RNA polymerase II; response to peptide hormone. Gene Ontology annotation, molecular function: RNA polymerase II cis-regulatory region sequence-specific DNA binding; DNA-binding transcription factor activity, RNA polymerase II-specific.